UUUGGUGAUAUUGUAUCAAGUGCGAGCAGAGACGCCAUGGGAUCAGAACUUAUCUUCCCUGCCUUCGAUGACCUUCCCAGCGUUGAAGACGAGCCUCAAGGCUGUCUAUGGGGGUUCUUCGACAAAGACGGAAAGAAAGAUGAGAUUGGAACUAUCAAUCUGCUAUCUCCCACAAAUGUUCUCACCGCGUCACGCGAGAUCGCCACCGGAGAAUCAAUCCAACUCGAUUGGCCGCUCCAUAAUGUCCAAUUCCCGGGUUUCAGCAGAAAGCCAUUCGAACAUACUAAAGUAGAUCUGCAACCUCUGAUAAAUUUCAAAGGGAUGGACGAUGAGCUGUACAUCAACACGCAAUCUGGGUCCCAAUGGGACGGCUUAAAGCAUUUCGCACACCAAGCAACAGGAAAGUAUUACAAUGGGCUAUCGCACGACGAGAAUACUAAAUCGAAUACAAAUGGGACUCACAACUUGUGCAAAAGAGGCGGGAUAGUGGGAAGGGGCGUGCUUGCGGAUUGGUUGAGUUGGUACGAGACUCACAAGGGAGAAGCGCCUAGCCCUGUGUCGAGGCAUGAGAUCACAGUCGAUGACUUGGAGCAAACGUUGAAAUGGCAAAAGACUACCACUCGCCCGGGCGACAUCCUGAUCAUCAGGAGUGGCUAUGUCCGAUGGCACAACAACGCGUCCACUGAAGCCCGAAAGUCAGGCACCAAAGACAACAGCGUUGCGAUUGGGAUGCAAGGCAGCGAGAAAUCCGUGCGAUGGCUCUAUGAUCAUCAUUUUGCAGCCGUCGCCGGCGAUACCGUUGCUUUCGAAGCCUGGCCCCCAAAAUUGGACGAAGGCUGGUGUUUGCAUGAGUGGCUACUUGUCCAAUGGGGCACACCCAUCGGAGAGAUGUGGGACCUUGAAAGUCUGAGCCAGAAGUGUAAAGACGAGCGAAGGUAUACGUUUUUCUUGACAAGCGCCCCUUUGCAUGUUGAGGGAGGCAUUGGGAGCCCACCGGGUGCUAUCGCGAUUUUCUGA
Periconia digitata is the source of this 1017-nucleotide messenger RNA. NCBI's taxonomy places the organism in Eukaryota, Fungi, Ascomycota, Dothideomycetes, Pleosporales, Periconiaceae. The record is from the annotation of a GenBank genome assembly.